AUGGUACACUGCAAUCAAAGAGGCUGCGAAGUCUUAUGCGGAGAUAACAGUCACACGUUCCGCUUUGAACAAGCCGGUCCCUCACAAAUUGCGGGAGUUCAGCAGUCUCUUCUAAAGAACAACGAAGACGGAACGUUCAGUUUAGACGAACUGAGGGAUAAAAUUCGCAAAAAUCCGGAUUGCCAUGAACCGAUUCCCGCACUUGUGAUCGUCGAAAACACCCAUAACAUGUGCGGUGGGAAAGUUCUGCCUCUCGAAUGGCUGGAAAAAGUUGGUAAUAUCGCAAACGAAUACGGCUUGAAAGUCCACAUGGACGGAGCCAGGUUGAUGAACGCGGCUGUUUAUUUGAAAGUAUCGCCCAAGCGUGUGGUCAGGGAUGUCGAUAGCGUUUGUUUCUGUUUAAGUAAAGGACUGGGCGCUCCGAUUGGCUCCAUCUUGGCGGGAACGCGGCAAUUUAUAGCAAAGGCCAGAAGGACAAGGAAAGUGCUUGGGGGAGGCUGGCGACAAGCUGGCAUUAUAGCUGCUGCAGGCUUAGUAGCUCUGGAUAAAAUGAUUGAUAGAUUGCAAAUCGAUCAUGAACAUGCUUAUCGAAUCGCCAAAGCAAUCCAUGCGACCAAAUCUUCCAUCUUUAAAGUCGACUUAGCGCACGUCCAAACCAACAUCCUACUCAUGUACGUGGACCGCAGUAAAGUGGAGAUUCGCGAGUUGCAACGUCGCUUACAAACUGUAUUAAAGACCGACAGUGUUAAGGCUAGUGUUAGGUGCACAUCUUUGAGCCCCACGUGCGUACGUUUCGUUUUCUAUUGGGAAAUCACCGAAGAAGACGUCAAAAUGGCCAUUGAAAAGAUCACGUUGGUGAUCAAGGAAUAUGAUAAUCAAUUUCGAAUUGUUGACACGAAUUCGAAGAUUUUCAAAGCAGAUUUGUCUGGAGUUCAAACCAACAUUGUUAUUAUGAAAUUGGAUUCCGUGAAUAUCGUUGCGAAAGAUUUUCAAACGAGAUUAACUCGAAUUGCAGAAGGAGAAGAUUCAAAUGUUGUCAUAAAAUGCAGCUCAAGAGACUCUAACUGUGUUAGAUUCGUUACCUAUUGGGAAAUCACUAGUGAAGAUAUUGAUGAGGCCGUCAAAAAAAUUCAGCACGUUAUUCACGAAUUUGAAGAAAAGUGUAAUUGA
Molecule: messenger RNA, 1170 nt
Organism: Aethina tumida (small hive beetle)
Lineage: Eukaryota; Metazoa; Arthropoda; Insecta; Coleoptera; Nitidulidae
Exons: 5
Coding region: 1-1170 (389 amino acids)
Biological process (GO): glycine biosynthetic process; L-threonine catabolic process
Cellular component (GO): cytosol
Molecular function (GO): L-allo-threonine aldolase activity
Source: RefSeq, a predicted model, not a curated record